ACUGAUUAACUUACCCCUCCAAAACUAUCAACAUUUCUUUAUCGCUCACUGCUCUCAACUUUCAAAACGACAUCAUGGGAGCCAAGAUACCUAGAAAUUUUCGUCUCCUUGAGGAGUUAGAGAAAGGUGAAAAGGGUCUCGGAGCGGAUGCUUGCUCCUAUGGACUUGCCAACGGCGACGACCUCCUGAUGUCGGACUGGAAUGGGACAAUCCUUGGGCCCCCUCAUAGCGUUCACGAGAACCGAAUCUACAGUUUGAGCUUGCACUGCGGUGAAAACUAUCCUGACGUGCCUCCGGAUGUUACUUUUGUCUCAAAGAUUAAUUUGCCCUGUGUUGAUCCCAGAAAUGGCAAGGUUGAUCCCACUAAGCUGCAGUGCCUGUCGCAAUGGAAGCGUGACUACACCAUGGAGACCAUUCUCAGCGAGCUAAGAAGAUCAAUGGCGUCUCCCGCCAAUAAGAAGUUGCCUCAGCCUCCCGAGGGCAGCACAUGGUAAAUGAACUGCGGGAAUAAUUUAGAAGUCUUGCUUUUCAUGUUCAUGCUUCGAGAUCACGAAUACAUUAGAGAAGCGAAGCUGGAUGACGGAAAUGAUGAGCUAAAGAAGCGCCUGCGGAGUACUUUCAGUUUCCAGCCCAUUGUUGGCCUUGCAUUGGCGGAGUACAUUGCAUGCUUGCGAGUAUUAUAUAUGACGAGCGAGUCCUUUCCAGCGACAUAGUGUUUACAGCAGAUAAAUGAUGACUUGAUGGCAAUCAAAUGUUGCAAUUACUCAUGACGU
Xylona heveae TC161 is the source of this 773-nucleotide messenger RNA. RefSeq names its product UBC-like protein. The record is from RefSeq and is a predicted model, not a curated record. The coding region runs from base 75 to 494 and encodes 139 amino acids. The transcript is spliced from 5 exons. Gene Ontology annotation, cellular component: nucleus. Lineage: Eukaryota; Fungi; Ascomycota; Xylonomycetes; Xylonales; Xylonaceae. Gene Ontology annotation, biological process: DNA damage tolerance; protein K63-linked ubiquitination.